UGCUGCUGGUGGGGGUUCAUCCUUUGCCAUGCCUCUGGCCUCAUCCUCUCCAGCUCCAGCUCCAGAGUCCAGCAGUGGAUGAAUUGCCUGCCUGCCUGCCAUCCCAGCUCCCUCUUCCUUCCGCUCUCCAGCCUCGCUCGCUGCGUCCGGGGUCGCUGUCGCAUCAGCAGGCAUAGCAGAGGAUAGUGUGCAGUGGAUUGAGAGAGCGACGUGAGUGAAAGAGAGAGAGAGAAAGAGAGGAGGAAGAGUAAGAGGAGGAGGAGGAGGAGGAGCUAUGGCUAUGGCCGCGGCAGCGACUUGGCCUUCCGCCCGCUUGGUCGCCUGCUCUUCUUCGUGCACAGGAGCAGGAGCAUUGGAGUGCAGGAACAGAGUGGAAUUUUGUGCGGCCUCUUUCCCUUCGGCCAGAGUGUGCAGGGACUCCUCGCGGUCCAAUGUCUGGAGUGUGUUGGGCGGUAGAGUUAACAACACCUGCGGGCGCAAGGAAUGGAGAUGGCAGGCCGUUGCCGAGCAGCUGCAAGCAGAGGCUGAGAGUGAUGAGGGAGUGGAAGAAGCCAUCUCAUCGGACACCCUCGCUAUGCAUUUUGAGGCAGAAGGAACAAUUGCUGACUCUUCAAUACCCAAAUUAACGAAGAACUUGGAGGCCAUUGAGGGUGUAAGCAAUGUGGAGGUGUACAUCUCGGAAGGAGGUGCCACCGUGAGGCUCACGAAGCAAAUGAAUGUUCAAGCUACAGGCGUGGCAUCUGGUCUUGUUGAGGUCAUCACCAAGGGUGGAUUCAAGCUGCAAGCCUUGAACUUAGGAUUCGACGAGGACGGUGAUGAUGACGAAGACUUGUACGAUUACGAUAUGUCUUCCUACAGUGAAGAAGAAGUCGUCGCGGCAGAGUAGAUUUAUUUGAAGUGGAGAUGCUGAGUAUUAAGGAAAGGCUCAUUGGUCUUAGAAAGGCUCAUUGUGUUCCAUUUAUCUUAGCAAUUUCUUUACCACAAGAAGUAGAUUUGAUACCUUAAAGGUAGGAUGAAAUGUUUUCAUUUCAAAUUCAUGUUUCAUAUGGAAAUUCAAUCAUGGUCAAAACAGGUCGCAAUGGUCUAUUUUAUGAAAUAGACAUUACACAAUUUGCACCAUCUUGAAAUGACUUUCUGCCUCAGUUUGAAAUCUUAAUUUUGAAUUUGAUUCAGAUGUU
This is a messenger RNA of Marchantia polymorpha subsp. ruderalis, 1178 nucleotides long. NCBI's taxonomy places the organism in Eukaryota, Viridiplantae, Streptophyta, Marchantiopsida, Marchantiales, Marchantiaceae. The record is from the annotation of a GenBank genome assembly.